GGUUGCACCGGGUAAGAUGGCGGACCGGGAGGAGGCGCUGAGGGAGUUCGUGGCCGUGACCGGGGCCGAGGAGGAGCGGGCGCGCUUCUUCCUGGAGUCGGCGGGCGGAGACCUGCAGAUUGCCCUGGCCAGUUUCUAUGAAGAUGGCGGCGACGAGGACAUCAUCACCCUCCCGCAACCAGCACCUAGCUCCGUUACCAGAGGCACAGCACCCAGUGACCACAGGGUGACGUCAUUCCGAGACCUUGUCCAUGCCCAGGAAGAGGAGGAGGAGGAAGAAGAAGGGCAAAGGUUUUAUGCUGGAGGCUCAGAGCGCAGCGGGCAGCAGAUUGUUGGUCCCCCGAGGAAGAAGAGCCCCAAUGAGCUGGUGGAGGAUUUGUUCCGUGGGGCCAAAGAACAUGGAGCAGUGGCCGUCGACAGAGCUGCAAAGAGCCCCGGAGAGGGCAGCAGCAGGCCAAAACCCUUUGCAGGCGGAGGGUACCGUCUGGGAGCGGCUCCCGAGGAAGAAUCUGCUUAUGUUGCGGGAGAGAUGAGGCACAACGCAGCCCAAGAUGUCCAUGUGGUGCUGAAACUGUGGAAGAGUGGAUUCAGCCUGGACAGCGGAGAGCUGCGGAGCUAUCAAGACCCCUCCAACUCCCAGUUCUUGGAAUCAAUCCGCAGAGGAGAGGUUCCUGCGGAGCUCCGUCGGUUAGCACGUGGCGGGCAGGUGAAUUUGGAUCUGGAAGACCACCGCGAUGAGGAUUUUGUGAAACCAAAAGGAUCCUUCAGGGCUUUCACUGGAGAAGGGCAGAAACUGGGCAGCACCGCCCCCCAAGUGAUGGGCUCAGGCUCUCCGGCGCAGCAGGCAGAGAACGAAGCGAAAGCCAGUUCCUCGAUCACCAUAGAUGAGUCCGAGCCCACCACCAACAUUCAGAUCCGGCUGGCUGACGGCGGGCGGCUUGUCCAGAAGUUCAACCACAGCCACAGGAUCCGUGACAUCCGGCUCUUCAUCGUGGAUGCCCGGCCAGCAAUGGCUGCCAUCAGUUUUGUCCUCAUGACCACCUUCCCGAACAAAGAGCUGACGGACGAGGACCAGACCCUGAAGGAAGCCAACCUCCUCAACGCCGUCAUCGUCCAGCGGUUAAUAUAACGGAACCCGCCCGCCAGCUGUGCGCCUAUCUCAUAUAGCCCCCCCCACUUGCGCGCCUCGUGCAGGGUGGCGCGACAGCUGUGUCAUAGGGCUGGGUUCCUCUUGGGUUGGACUCUUUAGUUGCAUUUCCCACAGUUUCUUUUCUUUUCGUGCUGAUUGAUGGACUUAAAAAAAGAAAAAAAAAUUAAAACCAAACAGACUUUCAAAAGGAGCAACAGCCUCCUAUUGUGUCUGCCACAUGCCUGCACUGGAUUACUAAUGGAGCUGGUUGCCGUGCUGUCCUGAGCAGGGAGAGGGGAGGGUCAGAGGGGGUGUGACCUCCCUCCUUCCUGCUCCACGGUAGCCACAAAGUUCUUCUGUGUAUUAAAUAAAAAGUGCCCCUGAAGAGGGGCCUGUCAUCUUGGUUGCCAAUGAAGUCACAUCGGGGUGCUGGUGUCGUGUACGUGUAUGGUUGGAAGGCCGGGGCAUUAGAGGGUCCAAGCUUUCUCCCCCCGCUCUUUCACCAUUGGCAGUUCUCGGGCCCUGUCUUUUCCAUCUUUUCUCAACCCCUACCAGUGAAGGCUGAGGUUUCCUGGCUUAGAUCGCUUUAGGACACCCUGGAAAGCCGCUGUUAGUCCCUAUAGAAAGGGAGCACAGCAGGUGGGCGGUUGGCGGAGUCCAUUUUUCUGUCCUUUCAAGCGUGUACAGUGACUCUUGGCAGGGAAGAUCUUAAGAACAGACCGUUCCUCGAGUGGAAGCAAGCAGGGUCUGGGGUGUAUGAUUCAUGGUGUCCACAGGUUGGUACAACUGGAAUCCUGUGGUACUGUUACGGAUCAAAGGUGCCUGGUUUUCUUUAAGAAAGAAACUCAUCGGCCGUCCUGCCCUGCCCACUUUUCUCAUGUAAUGAAUGAGCCUGUCAGCCUUUUCUAACCUUGGGGUGGUGGUGGUGUUAUUUGAAUGCCCUGAGUGCCACUGUACGAUCUUUGCAGCCGCUGAGAAUAAGAAAGAAGCUAUGGGAGCUUACGCAGUGUAGCUGCUGCCCGUCUCUUUGGGCCUGUUCUUACCUCUGUACCUCUUUUGUGGCUCCCAGCGGGUAGAGCUUCAACACUCUGGUUUGUGCCUCUUAAUGGAAGCAGAGGCAGGAGAGCGUGUUGUGAGAGCGUACGCUUUAGGGAAAGGGAGGCUGGGUCAGCAACACCAGACGGCCCUCCCAGUCAAUGGCCGUUCCACACGAGGGUUCCAGAACGGGCCUUCCUUGUGGCGGAAGGGAUCCACACCCCAUGUUGACUUGUGAACUCUGUAAAUUAUUGUGACAACUGUGUGAGCAUUAAAAAUCCAAACAACCUA
Molecule: messenger RNA, 2455 nt
Organism: Eublepharis macularius
Lineage: Eukaryota; Metazoa; Chordata; Lepidosauria; Squamata; Eublepharidae
Gene: NSFL1C
Product: NSFL1 cofactor
Exons: 9
Coding region: 17-1129 (370 amino acids)
Biological process (GO): membrane fusion; proteasome-mediated ubiquitin-dependent protein catabolic process; autophagosome assembly
Cellular component (GO): nucleus; cytosol
Molecular function (GO): ubiquitin binding
Source: RefSeq, a predicted model, not a curated record